AUGGCUUCCAAUGAAACGAAUAAGCGGAUGUCGACUUCCUCGCUCCGGGGUCCAGAGUCGCCAACCACUGUCAAGCCGUUCGAGAUGGAUGACGAUGAUGUUCAAGAAACUGCGCUGCUGGGAGAUGACGGAGCGCACGAAACCUCUACAACUUCUGCAGCACCAGCUGCUGCUGCUACUACGAGCAAUACCGCCGCGCCAGCGACAAGCGAUGAAGCACCGCCUACCAAGCCUCCUAGGCCCGUUACGGAGGCUCAGAAGAACGAGCAAGUCCUGAAGGAAGCUUUCCCAAGUAUCGAUGCUACAGUUAUCAAAGCCGUCCUUGUCGCGAGCAAUGGUCGAGUUGAACCUGCUUUUAACGCCCUGUUGAGCAUGAGCGAUCCCGAUGCUGUCAAGAACGAACCUGCGGUAGAGCCCGAAGCUCCUCCGCCGCAGCCACCUCGGCCAACUGGGCGUGCGCCCAUGUCUCAGAUGGAGGCCGACGAGCUCUAUGCCAGACAACUGGCCGAGCACUACGAUAAUGCAGCCUACGAAGCGCGAACUCGCAACCGUAGCCCUGGUCAGCCGGUUCGCCGUCAGGCUACUGGACUCAAACCCAACGAAAUGUACGAUCGCGAACACAGCUUUGUCGACGAUGAUCUCCCCGUGAUUCGUGAGAACUUGCGCAAGGGAUUCCUUGAAACGCAGUCAAAGGUCAACACUUGGUUUACCCAGUUGAAGAAGCGUAUCGACGGCGAAUAUGAUUCCGAAGAAGAUGAGUCACAGCCCAGCAGGCACACCCAACCUGGCAGCAGCCAAUACGGCGCCGGGACUGCUCGGAGAAGCACGGAUUAUGACCGCUAUGAUGCAGACCCUCAGGUGCUGAGUGACGACUUUGCUGGCAUAAGACUGAACCCCGAUGGCACCGCACCGCAGGGACGAUCCAGCAACCCGAAUGUGUAUAGACCCCCACCCAAGUCUGCAUCCCCCAAACCCGACGGUCGUAAAGUCGCUUUUAAGGAUGGUCAUGAGGAUAUCGACGACCCAUACAAUGCUUCACCAAGGGUUCCACCUAAGGACACAUCGUCCACGCCACCUCCCGGAGGUAAAGCCAGCAAGUGGCAGCCCAUGUCUACGGUGGACCCGAGCCCCAUCACCGACCAUGACCCCUUCAGUCUUGGUGAUAGUGAGGAUGAGAAAGAGACCAAGGACAAGCCCACCAAGGACGCCAAAUUGGAUGAUAAUGAAAGACUGAAGCAAGCAACGGCAGAUGCAAUGGCGGACACUUUGAUAGAUGAUACGAAGAAGACAGAUCCCGCUGCCAAAUAG
Messenger RNA from Pestalotiopsis fici W106-1, 1308 nucleotides. RefSeq lists its product as uncharacterized. Lineage: Eukaryota; Fungi; Ascomycota; Sordariomycetes; Amphisphaeriales; Sporocadaceae. The record is from RefSeq and is a predicted model, not a curated record. Gene Ontology annotation, biological process: ubiquitin-dependent protein catabolic process. The transcript is spliced from 3 exons. Gene Ontology annotation, molecular function: ubiquitin conjugating enzyme binding; ubiquitin binding. Gene Ontology annotation, cellular component: cytoplasm. The coding region runs from base 1 to 1308 and encodes 435 amino acids.